AGUGAGUGAGAGAGAGAGAGAGAGAGAGAGAGAGAGGGAUAGAUAGAUAGAUAUUAAAAUCUCUUCCGCAAAUAAAAUCUCGCCGCCCGACAAUCUCGGUACGGUUGAUCGCCGUCCCGUGAUACGAGAAGACGCGAUCUGUGCGUACGGACGCACGAGCAUUAGCAGAAGUAAGGACGUGUAUACGCGACAGCGUCAGCGCGCUUUGUUUUCUUUCUCUUACGGCAUCGUAAAAUCUCGCAAGUCAACGCGUUAUUAACGCUUGUUGUUGAUAAACGGAGUGACUCCGAAGAUUCGCGACGACGUAGUAACGACGUGCAUCGUUCGUUAUCAUCGUUAGCGCUUUAUUUAAUAUUUCUUUUUUAGCGAGAGCGAUUUGUUUGAUGCGCGAGUUCCCGAGCAUCGUGAAAAAAAUCUAUUAUCUGCGGUGUUUAACCUUACCCUUACCCUUGCGCGAAAUGUCAUUGGACGUAUCUCUCUCGUUGAUGUGUUUACUGUUUGCAAUUUGAUCCUAAAUGCUGAAGUGUUCACAACAUACAAAUGAAUACGUAAUCUGUAUUGAAAUAUUACCUGAAAUGCACCUGAUCAUUUAUUUAAGAUGCAUUUAAUCAAAUUCAUUCAUCAGUGAGUACAUAUUUGGCAAAGUUGGAGAGUGAUGCCGGUUCAUCAGAUUAAUGUUAAUCCGCCUGACUGGCAACCACCCUUGUCAAUUGGUCCUUCCAAUAACACAAGUCCUGCUGGUGGAGAAAGUUUACCAGAAUGGACACCACGGGAAUCGAGUUAUGCCACAGUAGUUACUAUUAUACCGGAUCAUUGUCAUUCAUCUGUAAGCACAUUAUCCUCGACCAACCAUGAUAUUUGCAGGAUCUGCCAUUGCGAAGGCGAAGAAGGUGCCCCUUUAUUAGCACCUUGCUAUUGCAGUGGCAGCUUGCGUUAUGUGCAUCAGGCUUGUCUUCAACAAUGGAUAAAGGCUUCGGAUACGCGCGCCUGUGAAUUAUGCAAGUUCACAUUUAUUAUGCAUGCCAAGACAAAACCAUUUUGCGAAUGGGAGAAACUUGAAAUGUCCGCACUAGAAGUGCGAAAAUUAUGGUGCGCGGUCGCUUUUCACGCUGUAGCCGCUCUUUGCGUAGCAUGGUCGUUGUAUGUGCUUGUCGAGCGAUCCGUGGAAGAAGCUCGUCGUGGAUUCGUCGACUGGUCUUUCUGGACUAAAUUAAUAGUCGUCGUAAUCGGUUCUACCGGUGGUUUAGUCUUCAUGUAUAUUCAAUGCAAAGCGUACAUUACAUUAUGCAGAAAGUGGCGAGCGUUUAAUAGAGUAAUAUUUAUUCAAAAUGCUCCCGAAAAAGUGGUGCUUCCUCCGUCACCUACAGACUCUUUGAGAGAGGUCACCUUGCCCCUGAAGGAUCCAACUGCCUCGAUGGCCGAGCUCAACCGCACUCUGCUACCCCGUACCAUAGAUCCUCCAUGUGCCUCGCAGAUGUCGAAGACCGAUUCUGCAGCACCACAAAGGCACGACGCUCAAUUGAAACUUUAUGUAUUCGACAAAUUGUCUUCGUCCGAGGACAAUCUAUAAUAUCUAACUUUGAAGAUGGAAAGCAUCGUACGUAAAAUCGCGCGUUAAAGGUGAUUAAGAGAUUAGCCAAAUUUUCAGUUCAAAAGGAAAAAGGAGAAGAGCGCGUUUUCGGACGGAACUGGAUAAUUUUAGGCUAUACGAUUUCGGAAAUGGAAUUAUUCUCGUCGAAAUCGUCGAAUAUCCGCCCUCGUGCAGCACCUUUCUUUUCUCGAAACUUAGUACUUCAGUGCUUACAGUGUUGACAGUGAGAUAGAGAUGAAAGUGUACAGCUCUCGGAUGCUGGUGCUUUCUUAUGUACAUAAUUAUUGUAUCUGUGAUGUUAUUAAAUAAACUUUACCAUAUUUAAACAAUA
Messenger RNA from Camponotus floridanus (Florida carpenter ant), 1922 nucleotides. Its product is annotated as E3 ubiquitin-protein ligase MARCH8. Bases 656 to 1570 code for a protein of 304 amino acids. The record is from RefSeq and is a predicted model, not a curated record. Lineage: Eukaryota; Metazoa; Arthropoda; Insecta; Hymenoptera; Formicidae. Gene Ontology annotation, cellular component: cytoplasm; lysosome; late endosome membrane. The transcript is spliced from 6 exons. Gene Ontology annotation, biological process: immune response; protein polyubiquitination; antigen processing and presentation of peptide antigen via MHC class II. Gene Ontology annotation, molecular function: ubiquitin protein ligase activity; MHC protein binding; zinc ion binding.